AUGAUAAAGAUCAAACUGUUUCAGCCAGGAGGUUUAGGUCCUUUUAUGGGAGGCCCGUUUAGUAACUUCGGUCCACAACAGUACGGCCAACCACCCAAUGGUUAUCCAGGGAGACAAGGAGCCCAGUAUUGGCCGCAAGGAUAUCCGCCGCAGGGUUAUCCGCCGCAAGGAUACAUGCCAGGGUAUCCGCAACAGGGAUACCCUCAGCAGGGAUAUCCACAGCAAGGGUAUCCAAUGCAGCGUAAGCUUUUUAUCAUAUUUGUUAUUUCUGAAACCUUUUAA
This is a messenger RNA of Parnassius apollo (apollo), 282 nucleotides long. NCBI's taxonomy places the organism in Eukaryota, Metazoa, Arthropoda, Insecta, Lepidoptera, Papilionidae. The record is from the annotation of a GenBank genome assembly.